GUUACUGAGCAGGAGGAGGAGGAGGACAGGGAGAAUUGAAAGGGGGAGAGACGACUGUAAUUUCUGUUGCAUCUGGCACUGAGCCCUCUGACCAGCCCAGUCCUGCUGCAGCUCCUCACGGGAAGCAUACAUGAGCGAGAAAGCAGAAGCUGCCUGAGUUUAGAGAAAAGUUGUGAGAGUGUUUGUGUGUUUGUGUGUCAGCAUGGCCGGGGGCUCGGUGUUUGAGUGUAAGGAGUACUUGUUCAAAGUACUGGUCAUCGGGGAAUUAGGCGUCGGGAAAACGAGCAUCAUCAAACGCUACGUGCACCAACUUUUCUCGCAGCACUACAGGGCUACGAUCGGGGUCGACUUUGCACUUAAAGUUAUCAACUGGGACAGCAAAACGCUGGUCAGGUUACAGCUGUGGGAUAUCGCAGGUCAGGAGCGGUUUGGGAACAUGACGCGAGUGUACUACAAAGAGGCUGUGGGGGCAUUCGUGGUGUUCGAUGUGACAAGGGGCUCCACGUUUGAGGCAGUGUCUAAGUGGAAGCACGACCUGGACAGCAAGGUGAAGCUGGCUAAUGGCAGCCCCAUCCCCUCUGUGCUGCUCGCCAAUAAAUGCGACCAGAAAAAAGACAGCUCCAACAACACAGCCCUAAUGGACAAUUUCUGCAAAGAGACCGGCUUCCUGGGCUGGUUUGAAACCUCAGCAAAGGAUAACAUUAAUGUGGACGAGGCAGCACGUUUCCUGGUUGAGAAUAUCUUGUCUAACGACAAAGGUUUGCCAUACGAGGAGAGCAAUGGAGAUCGGAUCAAACUGGACCAGGAAACUGUGGCUGCUGAGAGCAAGUCAGGCUGCUGCUGACACUAAAUCCAUUCAUACCAGCCAUCCGCCUCGUUUGGCAUGGUCUGACCCGCGAACCCGGCCUGUGGCUCUCAGCCCUCUACUGCAGCCUCUCUGUGGAAUAUAAAUUCUUGGGUCUCCAAAGCUCCAGGAUCUUCUUCUCUCUGCACUGAUGCCGUUUGCCCUGCACAUCUAUAGUUGUUUUCACUAGGCCCGAAAAGAAGCCCAAUUUUAUCUUAAUGUUGUCACUGUCUAUGUAGGGCUGUUUCCUUCUUUGUUAUUUUGUUUAUGUCACCGCAUAUUUCCCUGAUGGUUUAUUCCACCACUAACUAUAAAUGUUAUCCAGCCUUUCCCACCUGAACUCUGCUGCUCCUCAUAUUGCCCUGGUACCCUCUGAAGCCCUUGACUAUACCACACUUGAAAGGGGUGCAAAUUAAGCAAAACUAGAAAACAACCUGUAGCCUCUCGAUAAUGUCUCUUUGGUUUUGUCAGUAUCCUUGUUAUUCAACAUUUUUCUGUGAGACAAGAUCCUUUUUGCUCGCAUCACACUCAUGUUUGUGUUUCCAGGUGUUCUACUGCUGUUUGAAAAAGUAAGCAGACUCACAGUUAAGCAUUAUCAAAGAGUUAUGUAUCUCAUAUUUAAUUAAUUGUUGGCUUAAUUUCAUGAUUUCUUUAAAAAAAAACGCCAUGUUAAGUAUGUGAAAAAAAUAAUAAUCAUAUUUUGAUACUAUAUCUGACACUGCCUUUCCACUAGCUGGAAAAUGUAGAUUUACAGCCUGUUUUUUUCCUCUUAUUGUUGGGCCAUACUGUACAUGGUCAUGCAACUGGUGAACGAGAUAUCAGAAACUACAGACUACAACUGUCUUGUACAUUAAAGUGUUCAGAAAAUCUGAGAGACUUUUUAAACACUGGGUUGAGAUUAAGUUUGUACGUAAAAAAUACUUUACAAGACCAAAUAGAUAAUAAACAUUUUAAAAUAU
Molecule: messenger RNA, 1803 nt
Organism: Eleginops maclovinus (Patagonian blennie)
Lineage: Eukaryota; Metazoa; Chordata; Actinopteri; Perciformes; Eleginopidae
Gene: rab32a
Product: RAB32a, member RAS oncogene family
Exons: 3
Coding region: 203-844 (213 amino acids)
Biological process (GO): endosome to lysosome transport; phagosome-lysosome fusion
Cellular component (GO): trans-Golgi network; late endosome; Golgi apparatus
Molecular function (GO): GTP binding; GTPase activity
Source: RefSeq, a predicted model, not a curated record